AUGGAUGUUGCAUUCUGCUGUGCGUCAAUUCGUGAAAUCAUGGAUCUCUCAGCAAGCAAGACGACAAUAGAAAUGCCGGCACUAGGGCUCCCAUUCUCCCUAGGGAUGCUGUAUGACUGCCGGGAUGAAGAACUUAUACCAGGUAUCACUUUAUGGAACCAUGAAGCCCUGAGAGAAGAUGUGGCAUCGAAAUCCCAAGAGCAAACAUCAUUUGAAAUCAUAACAUCUGAUACUGUUUCUGACAAAUCAUCUGCUAUGAAUAUUAAUGCAUCAUUGGAGGCCAGUUUCCUUUGUGGUCUGGUAAGAGUUUCUGGAUCAGCUACUUACAUGAACAAUACAAAGAAAUCUAGAAACCAGGCCAGAGUCACUCUAAAAUACUCAAGAACCACAAAGUUUGAGCAGCUGACUAUGAACCAUUUAGGUACCAAGAACAUGACUUACCAUGAUGUGUUUGACAAAGGGACAGCCACUCAUGUAGUCACUGGUAUAUUAUAUGGUGCACAGGCUUUCUUUAUAUUUGAUCGAGAUGUGUCCACAUCAGAAAACACUCAGGAUAUAAAGGGAAAUCUACAGAUAAUGAUUAAAAAAAUACCUUUAAUUUCAGUUGACGGGCAGGGAUCUCUGACCAUGAAUGAUCAAGAGAGAGAACAGGUUAGCAAGUUUUCUUUAAAGUUUCAUGGUGACUUUGCACUUGACAGGAACCCGGUAACAUAUGAAGAUGCCAUUGGAAUCUAUACCAGCCUCCCAAAGUUACUGGGAGAGAAUGGGGAAAAGGCUGUACCUGUGAGAGUCUGGUUGUAUCCCCUGAAUAAACUGGACAACAAAGCUGCCCAGUUAGUUAGAGAUAUCAGUAAGAAUCUUGUUUUAAAAGCUGAAAGUAUUAUCCAGCAAAUGGCAGACGUGAACAUGCAAUGUAAUGAUCUGAUGAGACAUCCGGCUGCAGAAAUCUUCCCAGAUAUGAAGAAGAAAAUCAGACAAUUUAUGGAGCUGUGUGAGCAGUUUACGCUCUUCUUUCAAAAGCAACUUGCACAAACCUUACCCUCAAUCCGUGGUGGUGGUUCUGAGGAAGUGGAACUAGUGAAUAUAUUAACUAGUGUAGAACAAUCUCCAUUUGGAAAGGUCCAUAGUGAAGAUUUUUUAAGCCGUAUAGAACAGGAGCUGAAUGUUGUGAAAAUGUAUAUGGAAGCAUUACCAAAUAUCCAAGUUUCAUCAUCAGAAAGCACCAUAAACGAAGUAGUGCUUGAUACAAGAAUUCAGCAUGUAGUGUGCUACAAUUUUUCUUCCUUAAAUGAACAGGAUCCAUAUCUAAGUGACUUGUAUCAUUGGCUCUCACAUCAAAAGCAAAAAUCAGAAAGUAAUGUAUAUGAACAAAGGAACUUUAUACCUUGGUUCAAGAUUACAGAUGUAUCCAAAAAGGCAAGGAAAUAUAUGAAAGUCUAUCAACAAUUUGCCAAGUUGAAUGCAUCUAUUGCUGACAUUAAAUUUAUUAUCUCCUCAGUUCCAGACCAAAGCAACCCCGGAGUCUCUAUUUUCCUAUAUGAUAAUGGAGAAUUAGUGAGUUCACAGUUUGAGCCUCCAGCUAAACCUCAUCUGCCUACUCUCAAAAGUAAGACCCAUGAUAGUAUGGAACUCACUCUCAUGCCAGCAGAUUUUGGAAAAAAGUUUAUAAAAAGUUACAAUAUACAAUAUAGAUGUAAUGAAAAUGAGAGAUGGAGCACUGUGAGAACAAAAGAUGCUAAUGAGACAGUCACAAUCAGAGACCUGAAACCUAACUCAAUAUACCAAAUUAGAUACUCUGCUGUGUGCAUUCCAGGACUUAGUGAAAUUAAUGAUGAUCUAAAAGAUGAGAAAACCUGUCCAACAAGCCCACCUGCAGCAAUAGAAGUUUUUCCUGAAUCCUCCACACUUAUCUUACAUUGGAGGGAACCUACCAUCAUUGGUGAUGGAGUAACAAUAACAGAAUAUAUAGUUGAAUAUAAAAAGGAUGUUGACAAUGGAAAUCAGGGUUGGGUUGAAAUAAAAACAGGAAAGAAAGAAGAGAAAUGUACUAUUGAAGGACUUAAAUCAAUGACACCUUACAUAAUCCGUGUGUCAGCUGUAUGUGGGGAUGAUGGGCUCAGCGCUCCAAGUCAUGAGAUUAAAAUUUCAACACAAAACAAAGAGGAAUCUAACAUUAAAUAUGAGGUUCUUAAGGAAAGCAUUUCACUGUCACAAGGAAAACCUUCAGUAUAUGUGCUAUCAACUGAUAUAAUUGAAUCUGGGUAUCGGCAAUACAGUUUAGGAAAAGUAAACACCGCUAUGACAAAUAAAGUGAUAUUGUUAGUAGGAGCCACAGGUACAGGAAAGACAACACUGAUCAAUGGAAUGGCCAACUACAUCCUGGGAGUAGAUUGGAAUGACAACAUUAGAUUUAAACUUGUACAUGAGGUAACAAAUAUGUCUGAAGCUCAUAGCCAAACUUCUCUUGUCACAGCGUAUCAGAUGAAUUAUAAGAAAGGGUAUAAAAUUCCCUACAACCUCACCUUGAUAGACACUCCAGGUUUUGGAGACACUCGUGGUAUAGACCAGGACAAAAAGAUCACAGAAGCCAUCCAUGCAUUCUUUACAACUGACAGCAAGAUUGACCAGAUUGAUGCUGUGUGCUUUGUAGUUCAAGCUUCUUUGGCUCGUUUAACACACAGCCAAAAAUACAUUUUUAAUUCAGUCUUUUCUAUCUUUGGAAAGGAUAUCAAGGACAAUAUACUGAUUCUUAUAAACUUCUCAGAUGGAGAGAGACCCCCAGUACUGGAGGCUAUAAAAACUGCUGACAUCCCCUACUCUCAUGACAGCAAUGGAGACCCGGUUCACUUCAAGUUUAAUAAUUCAGCUCUGUUUGCUAAUAAUCAGACAAGUAACAUGAGUUUUAAUCAGAUGUUCUGGGACAUGGGCACACACAGUAUGAAAACAUUCUUUACAUCAUUAAAUCAAAUGCAGACUAAAAGUCUUAAACUGACCAAGGAAGUUCUUAAAGAAAGGAAGCAGCUUGAGGUCACCCUACAGGCUUUACACCCACAGAUCAAGUCUGGGCUUGUAAAACUGGAUGAAGUCAGGAAAAUAAAGGUAGCCUUACAGCAGAACAGAGAUCUAAUGGAAGCCAAUAAGAAUUUUGAGUUUGAGGUAACAGUAACUAUACCAGUACAGGAAGCCAUAAGUGAUCAUUUUAUAACUAACUGCCAGCAAUGUCACUUCACCUGUCACUAUCCCUGUUUUAUUGCUGAUGACAGCCAGAAACAUGGAUGUUAUGCUAUAAGUGAUGGGUAUUGUAGAGUUUGCCCUAAUAAAUGUGUCUGGUCGGUUCAUUUUAACCAAAAGUACAAGUGGAAAUAUGAGGAGAAAACGGAGACAAGAAAUUAUGAAGAUAUAAAAAAGAAUUAUGUAAAAGCUUCUGGAGAGGUCAUGACAGCAGAAAAUGUAUUUAAAGAGCUACAGAAUGACUAUUGUGGUGUGAGACAAGCGGUGCUGAAUCUGAUAGAGAAAUCCUCACAGAGUCUGAAAAGACUUCGUGAUAUUGCUUUAAGACCAGAUCCAAUGAAAACCACAGAAUACAUUGACCUGAUGAUACAGUCUGAGCAGCAGGAAGCUAAACCAGGAUAUCAGGAGAGGAUCAAGUCACUGAGUGAUGUCAGAGAGACAGCCAAGAUAAUAGAGAAGAUUGAGAGGGGUGAACCAUUACUGCCAGAGGAACAGGAACAUCACAAUAAAAGUAAAUUGCAAGGGGUUGUCAAGUAUUGCAAAAAGGCGGUUAAUUUUUUUAGCCGUUAG
Messenger RNA from Bombina bombina (fire-bellied toad), 3801 nucleotides. RefSeq lists its product as uncharacterized. The record is from RefSeq and is a predicted model, not a curated record. The coding region runs from base 1 to 3801 and encodes 1266 amino acids. NCBI's taxonomy places the organism in Eukaryota, Metazoa, Chordata, Amphibia, Anura, Bombinatoridae. Gene Ontology annotation, molecular function: GTP binding; protein binding. The transcript is spliced from 3 exons.